Owenia fusiformis is the source of this 904-nucleotide messenger RNA. The record is from the annotation of a GenBank genome assembly. NCBI's taxonomy places the organism in Eukaryota, Metazoa, Annelida, Polychaeta, Sabellida, Oweniidae.
UGUUGGGUGGUAUAUAACUCACCAAUCUUCCACAGUCUUCAUCAACCUACAAGUUCAACCAAACAUCAAGGUCUACACACUGAGAGUACCAGUAGUUCACCAUGUUGACCCUAAUCUGCAUCUUAAGUGUUAUUUCCAUGGUAAUUGCUGCAAAUAUGAGAUUACCAAACCUGGAGGUUAUGCAGUCAAGAACUAUGGAGUUUAUGGACGUGACACCUAUGGUUAUGGAGAAAAAAGCUAUGGUAUCAGACGUACAGGUUAUGCUCCCAACUAUGCUGGCUAUGGAGAUAAAAGUUAUGGUAGACGCUAUCUAGGAUACAAAGUUAAGGGAUACGAAAACUAUGGCCCUGGAUACGCUGGUGCCAGAUAUGCUGGAUACAGACCUGCUGCUUAUGGCUAUGGAUACAAUAAAAAUGUCCCAUAUGGCGAUGCCUUCCCAUACAAGAAUGUUGGACCCAAUGGUGCCGUCGUCAACUCACCAUCCGGUCUGAUUGUUGGUGAUAAUGGUGGCUACAUUGAUGGACAGACAGGCGCUGUGGUAGGACCCAAUGGUGCAGUGGCUGGAUCAGGAUACGUUCGUCGUGGCUAUGUUUAUUAAUUAUAACGUCUAACUGCCUUGAGCAUAUGCAGUAUAGCCACUAUAGACAAUGUAUAAAGAUAAGCAUGGGACUCUGUUUAGACCAAAGGGCGGCCUGGCAGUCGUAUGACAUCAUUAACUUCAUCCUGAUUAAAAAUUGUCAUUUAUUGUAGACUAAAGAUGAAAAGUAAACAAUAAAUUUUUACGAAGAAAUAACUGAGCUUGAGUUCAUUCAUUAUGAGGUAAAAUAAGAAAUGGCUCCCCUGUAACCUAGAUCAACCCUGAACCCCUUGAAUCCCAGGCUCUAAAAUCAGUUGAAACCAGAGA